Messenger RNA from Gaeumannomyces tritici R3-111a-1, 3460 nucleotides. Its product is annotated as oxidoreductase. Bases 395 to 1462 code for a protein of 355 amino acids. Gene Ontology annotation, cellular component: endoplasmic reticulum. The transcript is spliced from 3 exons. NCBI's taxonomy places the organism in Eukaryota, Fungi, Ascomycota, Sordariomycetes, Magnaporthales, Magnaporthaceae. Gene Ontology annotation, molecular function: iron ion binding; procollagen-proline 4-dioxygenase activity; L-ascorbic acid binding. Gene Ontology annotation, biological process: peptidyl-proline hydroxylation to 4-hydroxy-L-proline. The record is from RefSeq and is a predicted model, not a curated record.
GGGCCUCAAGGGAUGCUUAAGGAAGCAGGAUUCCCUCGAGGAGUCGGGGCAGGAGGUCUGUCUAAUAUGUCCCUGCGGGAGGCCCUCCUCGCACGCCCGGCGCUUGCCUCUCGCAGGCGAUCGAGCCAAUCAAUCCUACCCCGACGGUGUCCCGUGUGACACCCAGCUUCACUAACAAGUAAACAGACAACAUUGGAAGACAGCUGAAAGGGGCACUUUUAUCAAUAAAACUUUCCCUCUGCAACUGUUUGCCGACACAUCUCGAUGCUGAGCAUGCUGACGACACUGUCGGCGACAUUCGAACGGCCUCGAUUCCCAUCCCAUAUUGCCUGUUGGGUACAUACAACACCUCUCCCCUCACCGAUGGAGCCAUCAGGUGGAACGACAACCAAACAUGCAGGGGUCAAGGUUCGGCUCGUCGGCAGCUGGAGGCCCCACACCAAAACGGUCUAGAGUGGAGGGGUUCAAGCUUCCACUCGAUGGAGAGCAUCUCGUCGUCCACAUUCAAUCCCUCUCGAUCGAUUGUUGUCGACCAGCCCAAAAGGCAUGUGAGACGAAACUCUCGUCACCGACAAAAGCAAAGGCAAAAAUGGCAUCGAGCUGCUUUGCGCGACGGGCGAUAUCGCUGCUGGCAGCAAUUGCCGCACUGACCUCACCCACCGCCGCGUCCACCGACGUCGUCCAGAAGCCGCUCCUCAGCUACUUUGAGUGCCAGCACCCGCCCUAUAGGGUCCAGAUCGUGUCCAAGUCGCCGCUGGUCAUCUACCUGCACGGCUUCAUCACAUCGCAGGAGAGGGAACACCUCCAAGACGUGACAAAAAACACCUUCACCCGUUCCGGCGUGACCCCCAACGACGGCAGCGACGCCGAAAAGGCGAUCCACCAGGUGCGCACCUCGCGCUCGACCAGCGUGUCGCGCGACGCCGUCGUGCGCUGCAUCGAGGACCGCGCCCUCGCGUUCCAGGGCCACGGCGUGACGCGCGAGCACCUCGAGCCGCUGCAGCUGGUCAAGUACGGCCCCGGCGAGCGCUACCACUUCCACACCGACUGGUUCACCGACCCGCAGCACGCCACCCCGGCGCUCGGCGGGAACCGGCUGACGUCCUUCUUCGCCUACGUCGCCGUCUCCAACUCGACGACGACCCCGGCCGAGGAAGGCAGCGAGGAGAAGCAGGGCAUCAUCGGCGGCGGCACCAACUUCCCGCUCGUGGACCCGCCGCGGGGCGGGGGCUGGUGCGGCCCCGACGGCGUCAUCGACUGCGAUGAGCCCUGGGAGAGCGGCACCACGUUCCGGCCCGUCGAGGGGAACGCCGUGUACUGGGAGAACCUGUACCCCAACGGCGUGGGCGACGCGCGCAACCUGCACGCGGGGCUGCCCGUGACCAAGGGCUGGAAGAUCGGCAUGAACAUCUGGACCCGUCAGGGCCCGUUGAGCGAGGAUAUGCGGGCCCCUGAUGUGUGAUGGUUGGCGCGAGCCCAGGUCUAUUAUAGGUAACACGAGUGAAUGUGAGCAUGGCAUUUACGCCCCGCCAUGGCCUCAAGUGAUAUCAGCACCGGCCCAUCUUUGUCUGCGUGUCCGCGUACUCGUCGCCCACCGGGACCACGCCAUCACCGCAGUUCCUAUAGCUACCCAUCCAAACGAUGUCCGUCUCCUGGUCAAACACCACUGAGGAUUCGGAUCCUAGUGUAAGCAGACGCCCGUAGCCCUAAACUCAAACAGCACCAGGGGCAGAAGCUGGACAGAAACUUACACCAAAGUCGAUGGAGCCUUGCUGGUCGCGGUGCGCGCAGUCGACCCAGACGUUGCCGGCGCCGUCGACGCGCGUGCCGCUGAAACGCGCCGCGAUGGCGCGCACCAGGCUCGGCGGGCCGUAGCUCAGCGUCGACCCGCUGUCGAUGAUCAUGGUCGUCGUCGUUAUCGUCCCGGUCAGCGGCCCGCCCUCAGCGGGCGCCAGGGCCGUCAGCGGGUCGCUGCGCGCGUCGCCCGGCUGCGUGAUGCCGAACGACGUCACGUUGACCGAGUAUUGCAGCCAGUUCGGGUCCUGAUUUUCGAUGGGCGGCCAGAGGCGGACCGGUUGGAGUUGUCCGCGGUACUUGUACAGGUUGACUCCGCCAAAGAUGAUUUCGCCUGCGAAACGGGUAUCAGUCCUGCCUGCCCUUCACAUGGUGACAUAUCUUCUGGGGGAAAAGGCCGACUGCAGCCAAGGACAGCACCAAGGAAAGAACUCACUCUCGCCAUCCCCAACACCCCCCAGUCCGAGACUGAAUACGGGCGCCUUGAUGAGUCCGUACGCCCACAUCAUCUGCAACAGGGUGUACGGGUACGACGUGGUCCAGGGGUACGUGUAUCCCAUUCCCAAGACCCCCGCGAAGGCGUAGUCCGAGUCGUCGGCCACGAUGAACUGCACCAGUGGCACCUGAAGCCCGCCGCCGAGGCCCGCCGCAGUGCCGAUGGUGUCAAGCCAGUAGUCGCCCAUGGCCUCGCCGGUGCCGUACACGAGGUGCCGCCGCCCGCCGCCGACGUGGUCGGCCGUCUUGGACUGGCCGGGGUAGUAGGCGCCCGUCCGCCGGCACAGCUGCUCGUCGACCGACCGUGUGCAGUUUGGGCUCACCCAGAGCUCGUACGAGCCCGUGUCGACGAUGACCGAUACCGUUUGCGCCGGCGAGCCGAUUUUCACUGUGUUUGUGCCGGCGGGGCCUGUGUUAGCUCGAGACAAUCCAAGUCCUAGAUCCUGGAAGGGGGUGAGGUCCGGUCAACUCACAGUCAAUCAGAUAAACCAGCCCCCGAUACUCGCGCAAGUUCGUCCGGCCUUCUCGCUUGCCCAGCGCCGCUGCUGCUCCGCCGCCGAUCCCAGAAUAGCUCCACCUCUUGGGCAGCAGCCCGUGUGCAUCUCCGGCCGCGGUGUCCCCGACGGGCUUGGUUCGCAUUGGCGCCCGAAGGAAUCCGUUUCCGGAUGGCUCCUGGCGUCGAGAGAGCAGGUGGCGACGGCCCCCUCCAGCCCCGUCGCCGGACCCAUCACGCGGAUCCCGAGGGAGCCACGCCGGGCCCAAGGCAACGGCCGUGUCAAAGACCGUGGCCAGCACAAGCAGCAGCAACAGCAGAACCGCGCCGGCUGCACUCAACAUGGCGUUUGGGACGGCGUGGCAUCGGGUGUGGUGUUGGCCACGAUCCCCCCCAAGGCGUGGUGGGCCGGUGUUACAUAGCAGCGUGUGCUCUGCGCGAGCAGGGGAGGCGAAAGCCCCGGGGUCCCAUGCCAUAACAUCAGAAGAAAAAGAAAAAGAAAGAAAGGAAUAAGGCGGUUCCGGAAACGGGGCCACUAGCGGCAGGCGAUAUUACGGAGCGCAAAUAAAAUGCCCUCGAGCCAUGUGUCGGAAGCACGCUAAGCAGACUCUCCCGUCCACUGUGCCCCAGAGGGGCGUCCUGGGAAAAGCCACUCAUGCACCUCGUGAAGAUACAGCG